AUGGCGAAGGCCAAGGAGAAUAAGAGCGUUCAAAACCGCAUCAUAUACUCAAGAGCAUCAUAUCUCUACCAAGCAGCUUCGUAUCUUGCUCAGCAACAAUCUCUAGUCAGGCAAGAUGUUCUAUCGAAAUCCUCAACCUCAGGCCAGGGGCACAGUGCUUCGACGUCAACAAAGAACGAACAAAAGGCCUUGCAAAACCUGUCUCGUCAAGCCGUGACAGACUUACGAGCUGUGACACAGAAAACACAGAUCCGACAAAGCCCGGCUAUGAAACAAGCCAUAUGCAAGUUUUGCGACACUCUGCAGAUCGAGGGUGAUACUUGCACAUCAACCGUGGAGAAUGCUAGCAAAGGAGGCAGAAAACCAUGGGCCGAUGUUUUGACUAUCAAGUGCAGGACGUGCGGCAACGUAAAGAGAUACCCUGUCAGUGCGCCGAGACAGAAGCGGAAAGCUCUGCGCAACCAGGAACGACAAGAAGGUACAGAAGACAGCAGUAACAACGAGGCCAGGGGAUGCAAAUCUUCGAUGGAGAUGACGCCAAAUGAUACGCCAUACCAGACACCGAGUCAGACACCAGGUCAAACUCCAGGACCCUGA
Messenger RNA from Fusarium graminearum PH-1, 597 nucleotides. RefSeq lists its product as uncharacterized. Lineage: Eukaryota; Fungi; Ascomycota; Sordariomycetes; Hypocreales; Nectriaceae. The transcript has a single exon. Bases 1 to 597 code for a protein of 198 amino acids. Gene Ontology annotation, biological process: tRNA processing. Gene Ontology annotation, cellular component: nucleolar ribonuclease P complex. The record is from RefSeq and is a predicted model, not a curated record.